GAAAAUAAAUAAAUAAAGGAAAAUAAAGGGCCACGUCGCCCACCUCCCCCAAAUCAACGGCGAGCUGAGAGCGAGGGCGAGAAAUCCCCAAAUCAAUCCCCAAAUCGAUCUUCCAAUCCAAGAAGCCAUGGCGUACGCGGUCCCUCCCGGCGACGACGACGAUCUGAUGAACGUCCUCAGGCUCCCGCUCAGGCAACUCCCUGCCUGGGUGAACAAGGACGACCUCUACCGCGACGUUCCCCACGUCGUCGCCGGCGACUCCUUCCAGGCCACGGACGGCGCUGGAAGGCCGGCGUACUACGUCCUCACGCCGCUCCGCGCCAUGGGAAGCCGGACGAGGCGCACGGUCGGCGGCGGGUUGUGGAAGGUGGAGAAGACCAUCACCCUCCUACCUACCGCCGACGAGGCCAAGUCUUCCACUUCCAAGCCGGCGCCACAAGGAAGCUGCACCAAGCUCUCGUUCAUCUCCCGGCCACCCGGCGGGCCGGAGGGGAGGAACGGCUGGCUAAUGAAGCAGUAUCUGCUCCCCCACUCGCCAGGUGCCCCCGCAGGCCCCGCCCUCUGCAAAUUGUAUUUCAAGAAGUCGGCGGUGGCGGCUACGGCGGCGUCGACUACGGCGGCGGCGGCGGCGGGGAAGGCGACCGCGGCUGCUCGUCCCAGCCGCCUGCCCGCAUCCGCCUCUUCCCCGAAGGGCUUCUUGAAGAAGCCGGCGGCGGAGGCGCCAUCUACGGCGGUGCCGCCGGCGACGAAGGCGGCAACAUCCCAGGACGCGGGCGCUCGUCCCCUGCGCCUGCGCGUGCCGACCUCCACCACUUACGCCAGCCGGCUGCGCCUGCCGGCCUCCAUCCCUUACUCCAAGAUCUUGAAGAAGCCGCCCGCCGAGGCGCCAUCUACGGCGGCGAAGGCUCCAUCUCGCGCCAGCAGCUUCCGCCGGCCUGCCUCCACCCCCUGCCCGAUGAAGAAGCCCGCGGCGGAGGCGCCACCUGCAGCGGAGCAGGCGCCGGCAAAGGCGGCCGAGGCGCCAUCUACGGCGGCGAAGGCUCCAUCUCACGCCAGCAGCUUCCGCCCGCCUGCCUCCAUCCCCUGCCUGAAGAAGCCCGCGGCCGAGGCGCCAUCUACGGCGGCGAAGGCUCCAUCUCACGCCAGCAGCUUCCGCCCGCCUGCCUUCAUCCCCUGCCUGAAGAAGCCCGCGGCGGAGGCGCCACCUGCAGCGGCGCCGGCGCCGGCAAAGGCGGCCGCGGCCCCUUGCGCCAGCCAGGACUCCACGCCUCCACUGCGCCGCCAGCUCUCCCCCGGCACCACACCCGGCAGGAGGUGGGUGCUGGUGGAAACCGAGGCGACCAGCCCCCCUCCCCAGCCAAACCAUGAUCGCAUCCUCAAGCGAAUCUACAAGCUCGCAGAGCUGGAGGUAGUCGAUGUCGAGGAAGGCGAACUUUUGGAGCAGGGGCACUAUCUUAGAAAAAAAGGAAAAUUCUCUUGCGACAAGUCCUCGUUUAUGCUCCUUAAGGACGACUAUUGUAGCUUCAGGAGUAGGGAGCUUUCCUGAACUUGGUAGCACAGGAAGGAAAACUUGGUAGUACAGGAGGGAGCUUUCCUGAACCAUCCUCUCUUCUAAGUGUUUCAGUUUGUGUUGUCUGCGGCACAGACACUCAUUUCAAAGGCAGGGCUGCGUCAACGAUGCGCGUCAAUAAUUAGGCUGAUGGAAAUAGCAAACUUUGGGCGCGGUCUCCUCGAUCCUGUAGCAUCUUCGCUCUUUGGCCAUUACUUGUGCUCCUUUCGCUAGUUCCUUCAUUUUUCAUAUGCUAGUCUACAAUUUGUCAUUGUCACAGUGUUUGCAAUUUUUUUUCUGCAGGUCAUGCUCAACUUUUUCACCCUCUAAACCUGGUAAUAUUACCCUACCCUGAGAUCCUUGCCCUCAAGAUUCAUCAAUAGCUUCUGUAAUAAUCGUGUAGCAGUGUCCAGCUCAGUGCCAAGGCGAAGGGAAGCCCCAAUCACCAAGAUGGCGGAGAAGCUUCUGUAUUGUCGUCUUGGCAUCACAGAAGAGGGUGUUCCAAGGCCGUCUGCCAUCCAUUGCCAUCGAUGCAUUGCGCGCCCUCUUCCAACUUGACUGUGACCUCUCCACAGCCAUCGAAGAUGCUCCUGUUGCCCAUGGAGUGAUCUGGACCGCCAAAGACACACAGAUGGUUGUGGUUUCCGCUGUGGUCGAGUUCCCUGAUCGUAGCUUAGUCUUUUGUGAGAUGUGUGUUGAGAUGCUGCUUGCUGUACCAACCAGCAGUCUGCUUCUCGUGAUGUUCCCCUUGCUGUACCAACCAGCAGUUUGUUUACCCUGUUGGGCAACUGUAGGGGUUGUGAAAUGUAGGUAACGUCUCUAAAUGAUGACUAUGAUGUUUA
This is a messenger RNA of Triticum aestivum (bread wheat), 2391 nucleotides long. RefSeq names its product nascent polypeptide-associated complex subunit alpha, muscle-specific form-like. The coding region runs from base 128 to 1546 and encodes 472 amino acids. Gene Ontology annotation, molecular function: DNA binding. Gene Ontology annotation, biological process: regulation of DNA-templated transcription. The record is from RefSeq and is a predicted model, not a curated record. The transcript is spliced from 2 exons. NCBI's taxonomy places the organism in Eukaryota, Viridiplantae, Streptophyta, Magnoliopsida, Poales, Poaceae.